This is a messenger RNA of Anoplopoma fimbria (sablefish), 5848 nucleotides long. RefSeq lists its product as uncharacterized. NCBI's taxonomy places the organism in Eukaryota, Metazoa, Chordata, Actinopteri, Perciformes, Anoplopomatidae. Gene Ontology annotation, molecular function: GTPase activity; microtubule binding; GTP binding. Gene Ontology annotation, biological process: defense response to virus. Gene Ontology annotation, cellular component: cytoplasm; membrane; nucleus. The record is from RefSeq and is a predicted model, not a curated record.
UCAGUUGAACUCAAGUGUCGGCAUCAUUGCAGCUGCUAUUUUAUUCCUUCUUUAAACUCAGUUUCUUUCCAGGAUUCAAGCAGUCUUCACCAUGAACACCCUGAACCAACAGUACGAGGAGAAGGUGCGUCCCUGCAUUGACCUCAUUGACUCUCUUCGCUCUCUGGGUGUAGAGAAGGACUUGGCGCUGCCUGCUAUCGCCGUGAUUGGAGACCAAAGCUCGGGGAAGAGCUCCGUGUUGGAGGCGCUGUCAGGGGUGGCUCUGCCAAGAGGGAGCGGCAUUGUGACAAGAUGUCCUCUCGAACUGAAGAUGAAGAGAAAGAAAGAAGGAGAGGAGUGGUACGGGAAGAUAAGCUACCAGAACCAUGAAGAAGAGAUAGAAGAUCCUGUACUUGUGGAGAAAAUGAUAAGAGACGCCCAGGAAAAUUUGGCCGGGGUCGGGGUGGGGAUCAGUGAUGAUCUCAUCAGUCUGGAGAUCGCCUCUCCUGAUGUCCCAGACCUGACGCUCAUUGACCUGCCCGGCAUCACCAGGGUGGCUGUAAAGGGACAACCUGAGAACAUUGGAGACCAGAUAAAGAGACUGAUCCAGAAGUUUAUAACAAAACAAGAGACCAUCAGCUUGGUGGUUGUUCCAUCCAACGUGGACAUAGCAACCACAGAGGCUUUGAAGAUGGCACAGGAGGUGGAUCCCAAUGGAGACAGGACUUUGGGUAUCUUGACCAAGCCUGACCUGGUGGACAAAGGCACGGAAGAGUCCGUGGUGGAAAUAGUCCGUAAUGAGGUCAUCCACCUGAAGAAGGGCUACAUGAUUGUCAAGUGCAGGGGACAGAAGGAGAUCACAGAGAGGGUGUCUCUGACUGAAGCAAUAGAAAGAGAGAAAGCCUUCUUCAAUGAUCAUGUGCAUUUCCAGACUCUCUACGAUGAAGGCCAUGCCACUAUUCCUAAACUGGCUGAGAAACUCACCCUUCAGCUGGUGCAUCAUAUUGAGAUCUCUUCCACAACUGGAAGAGCAGAUAGAGAGAAACUAGCACAGACUCAGGCAGAGCUGGACAGAUAUGGCAGUGGACCCCCAUCUGACCCAGCUGAAAGACUCAUCUUCCUCAUUGAUAAAGUGACAUCAUUCACACAGGAUGCCAUGAGUCUGACUACAGGAGAAGAGCUCAAGUGUGGAGACAAGCUCAAUGUCUUUUCUUCACUCAGAAGAGAGUUUGGGAAGUGGAAUGCCCACCUGGACCACUCAGGAAAUAACUUUAACAAGAGAAUUGAGAGAGAGGUGGAGGGAUAUGAAGAGAGGUACCGUGGAAGAGAACUGCCGGGCUUCAUCAACUACAAGACCUUUGAGGUCAUGGUCAAGGAGCAGAUCAAACAGCUGGAAGAACCGGCUGUCAAGAAACUCAAGGAUAUAGGCGACGUUGUUAGGAAGGUGUUCAUUCAGCUGGCCCACAGUAGCUUCAUUGGAUUUCCCAACCUCAUUAAAACAGCCAAGACAAAGAUCGAAGCCAUCAGGCAGGAAAAAGAGUCCACUGCUGAAUCCAUGCUGAGAACCCAGUUCAAGAUGGAGCUGCUUGUUUACUCUCAGGACAGGACCUACAGCAACAGUCUGAGUGACAGGAGGAGGGAAGAGGAUGAUGAGGAAUGACAAAUGACAAAAAAUCUCAUCUUUAUGAAGAAAAGGAGUAUUAUGUACAGCAUGGAUAAUCGUGCAACACUUCAGGAGCUGAUGUUGCACCUUCAAUCAUAUUACAAAAUUGCCAGCCAGCGUCUGGCUGACCAGAUCCCGCUGGUGAUCCGCUACCAGAUGUUGCAGGAGUCUGCUGUCCAGCUGCAGAGGGGGAUGCUGCAGAUGCUUCAGGACAAGGAGAAUUUGGAGUUCUUUCUGAAGGAGGAUUGUGACAUUGGCACCCAGAGGGCUGGUUUGCAGAGUCGCCUAAAACGCCUCAUGAAGGCCCGGGCUUUCCUGGUGGAGCAAAUAACUCCAGAAGUUUAUAACAAAACAUGCAAUGUGGACAUAGCAACCACAGAGGCUUUGAAGAUGGCACAGGAGGUGGAUCCCAAUGGAGACAGGACUUUGGGUAUCUUGACCAAGCCUGACCUGGUGGACAAAGGCACGGAAGAGUCCGUGGUGGAAAUAGUCCGUAAUUUGGUCAUCCACCUGAAGAAGGGCUACAUGAUUGUCAAGUGCAGGGGACAGAAGGAGAUCACAGAGAGGGUGUCUCUGACUGAAGCAAUAGAAAGAGAGAAAGCCUUCUUCAACGAUCAUGUACAUUUCCAGAUUCUCUACGAUGAAGGCCGUGCCACUGUUCCUAAACUGGCAGAAAAACUCACCCUUCAGCUGGUGCUUCAUAUCAAGAGAUCUCUGCCUCAACUGGAAGAGCAGAUAAAGAUGAAACUAGCACAGACUCAGGCAGAGCUGGACAAAUAUGGCAGUGGACCCCCAGCUGAGGCCGCUGAGAGACUCUGUUUCCUCAUUGAUUUUCUUUCCAGGAUUCAAGCAGUCUUCACCAUGAACACCCUGAACCAACAGUACGAGGAGAAGGUGCGUCCCUGCAUUGACCUCAUUGACUCUCUUCGCUCUCUGGGUGUAGAGAAGGACUUGGCGCUGCCUGCUAUCGCCGUGAUUGGAGACCAAAGCUCGGGGAAGAGCUCCGUGUUGGAGGCGCUGUCAGGGGUGGCUCUGCCAAGAGGGAGCGGCAUUGUGACAAGAUGUCCUCUCGAACUGAAGAUGAAGAGAAAGAAAGAAGGAGAGGAGUGGUACGGGAAGAUAAGCUACCAGAACCAUGAAGAAGAGAUAGAAGAUCCUGUACUUGUGGAGAAAAUGAUAAGAGACGCCCAGGAAAAUUUGGCCGGGGUCGGGGUGGGGAUCAGUGAUGAUCUCAUCAGUCUGGAGAUCGCCUCUCCUGAUGUCCCAGACCUGACGCUCAUUGACCUGCCCGGCAUCACCAGGGUGGCUGUAAAGGGACAACCUGAGAACAUUGGAGACCAGAUAAAGAAACUGAUCCAGAAGUUUAUAACAAAACAAGAGACCAUCAGCUUGGUGGUUGUUCCAUCCAACGUGGACAUAGCAACCACAGAGGCUUUGAAGAUGGCACAGGAGGUGGAUCCCAAUGGAGACAGGACUUUGGGUAUCUUGACCAAGCCUGACCUGGUGGACAAAGGCACGGAAGAGUCCGUGGUGGAAAUAGUCCGUAAUGAGGUCAUCCACCUGAAGAAGGGCUACAUGAUUGUCAAGUGCAGGGGACAGAAGGAGAUCACAGAGAGGGUGUCUCUGACUGAAGCAAUAGAAAGAGAGAAAGCCUUCUUCAACGAUCAUGUGCAUUUCAAGAUUCUCUACGAUGAAGGCCUUGCCACUGUUCCUAAACUGGCAGAAAAACUCACCCUUCAGCUGGUGCAUCAUAUCAAGAGAUCUCUGCCUCAACUGGAAGAGCAGAUAAAGAUGAAACUAGCACAGACUCAGGCAGAGCUGGACAAAUAUGGCAGUGGACCCCCAGCUGAGGCCGCUGAGAGACUCUGUUUCCUCAUUGAUAGAGUGGCGGCGUUUACAAAGGAUGCUAUCAGUCUCACCACAGGGGAGGAGAUCAAAUUUGGAGGCAGGCUCAACAUGUUUGCCAUACUCAGAAAAGAGUUUGCGGGUUGGAAAGAUAUCAUAGUGUGCUCUGGGAUAACAUUCAACCGGAAUAUUGAGAGAGAGGUGACUCAGUAUGAACAAAAGUACCGCGGAAGAGAACUGCCCGGGUUCAUAAACUUUAAGACCUUUGAGGACAUGGUCAAGGAGCAGAUCAAACAGCUGGAAGGACCUGCUGUCCUGAAACUCAAGGAAGUGGGAGACAUUGUGACAAAAGAGCUAUUUAAGUUGGCACAGAGCAGCCUUGUUGGAUUUCCUAACCUCAUCAAAACAGCUCAGAUGAAGAUCGAAGCCAUCAGAAAGGAGAAGGAGACUGCAGCAGAGUCCAUGCUGAGGACUCAGUUUAAGAUGGAAUUGAUUGUUUACACUCAGGACAGCACAUACAGCAAGAAGUUAGGGAAGCGUAAGAGGGAAGAUGAACAGAACGGUUUCCCUUUCGGCAAUGGUAUACCAGUGAAGACAAGCACCAGCUUCACUCCUAGCAAUGACAGUGGGGCCACCGUGAAAGAGAUGAUUAAACACCUGAAAUCCUAUUACCAAAUUGCUGGCCAGCGUCUGGCGGACCAGAUCCCACUGGUAAUCCGCUACCAGAUGUUGCAGGAGUCUGCUGUGCAGCUGCAGAGGGAGAUGCUGCAGAUGUUUCAAGACAAGGAGAAAACAGAGUCGCUGCUUCACGAGGACUCUGGCAUAGGAACCAAAAGAAUCCACCUUCAGAACCGCCUUGAGCGGUUGUCAAAGGCACGCGCGCUGUUGACUGACUUUAGUAUGAACACAUACAACUUCAACCAAGGGCGUAGGUUUGGCCUCAACAUUGGAAGGGACACAAUGACCCACGCCCCACCCCCCACAUCCACCCCUGUGUGUGUGACCUCUGCAAAAAAAUGUUCAAAAAAGAGGACUGUUUAAUUCUGACAACCAACUGGUUUAUUAACAAACCAUCUUAGAUCUGUAUAAACAUUUCAAUAAAGUAUAGACAGGAACAGAUCAAAGACUAAAAUAAUGUAAAACAAAUUAAAUUAGUUUGUAAUAGAGAGAAGAAAGAAACAACAAUAUUUCAGUUUUUUUUGCAUCCAACAUCAUCAUCAAUUAUUAGAUUCAACCAGAUUCACUAUAUGAUCUUAUUUCCUUUUCUAUUUAGUAGUAUUAUUUGUUUUCUUUGGCAGAAAGAGGGCUGCAAAUGCCUUAAUGAAGGCCUGUACAUACCUGGUAGAGUUCCAGAGAUAGUUCAGGCCUGACAGCAUGAUUUUGUUUCUUCAGCUUGACAAAUACAUUCAUGGUUGUGGAUUGGGUUUAUUAUUUGUCACAUUGGGUUUUGAGAUCCAUCCAUCCAUCUUCCGUAACCGCUUAUCCAGUUAAGGGUCGCGGGGGUGCUGGAGCCGAUCCCAGUUGUCAAUGGGCGAAGGCAGGUCGCCAGUCUGUCACAGGGCAGACAUAUAUAGACAGACAACCACUCACGCUCACAUUCACACCUACGGGCAAUUUCAGAGUCAUCAAUUAACCUAACCUGCAUGUCUUUGGACUGUGGGAGGAAGCCGGAGAACCCGGAGAGAACCCACGCUGACACGGGGAGAACAUGCAAACUCCACACAGAAGGUUGUCCGGCCCGGGAAUUGAACCCGGGCCCCUCUUGCUGUGAGGCGACAGUGCUAACCACUACACCACCGUGCAGCCCGGGUUUUGAGAUUAGAAUCAAUAUGUCCAAGUUAUCUAUUUGAUACAACCAGAAUAUGUGAACAUGUCAUUGUAACAGAGAAUCCUCUUAAAACUGGAAGUUACAAUCAAAAAAGUGUUUAAGCCCUAUAAACCACAUAAGUCAUCAUAACAAGGAUGAAUGAGAAGCAUUGCACCAACAUGGUGAGGCUAGUGAGAACCAGACUUGGACUAUUAUUUUGGCAGUAAUGCAUGAGUUUUUAAUGUUUCUUCAUUUAAAUGCCCUGUCGCAUAUUCAACAUAUAUACAUUUAAAGAGACGUACACCAUUUCAUGGUGUACACAUGGCUUAACAAUAAACAAUCAAAGCAUUGUGUCUACGAGUGAGUGCAUUGUGAUAGCAACAUUCCCUCUGUUGUUGUGAUGCAUCAAAUGCAUUUUGUAAAAAAGGCACCAGGACUUAGAGAAAGAGUUGCAAAUACUAUUUUAACAAGCACUGUUUCGGAAGAGCGCCAUUGUAUUGAUGAAGAAAUGCACAAGAAAUGUAUGCUCACAACUCCUUUUCUUUUUACUGUUA